CGGGGCUCCCGGGGCUCCGCGCGGGCCCAGCCGGAAGCGCUCCCGCCGCCCAGGAUGCCGGAGGCCAAGAGCUCCCGCCCGGACCCCCUGCGAUGGACCAAGGAGCCGGUGCGCCGCUCCGUGAGCCAGAUCUGCCCGCCGCCGCGCCGGCCGCUGACCAUAGCGGACAUCCGGCCGGGCAUGGAGAACGAGCGGCUGGGCGUGGUGCGCGAUUCCAUGUUUCAGAACCCGCUCAUCGUCAAGGCCGAGCUGGGGAAGCCCCGGGAGCGGAACGUCACCCUCCCCGGCCUCGACUUCAACUACGGCCUCUACGUCCGCGGGCUGGACGGAGGGGUCCCCGAAGCCAUCGGACACUGGAGCGUGUAUAAGCCGCAGCCCACCUGCCACGAGGAGCUGAGGCGGGACUACAUCGCCAUGAACCGCGGCGCCGUGAAGGCCGGCCUGGUCACCGCGCGGGAGACGAUGCUGUACCAGCAGGUCAACGACCUGCGCAUCACGAGUGAGGACCAGCGGCGGUUCAAGCGGGAGCCGUCCUCCAUCCCCGCCAACAUGACCUUCGGGAUCCCGUCCCGGCCCUCCACGCCCCUGUUCGACCUGCUGCGGCACCGCUACCAGCAGCUGUGGGUGCAGGAGCAGAAGGCCGCCCAGAAGGCCAUCAAACUGGAGAAGAAGCAGAAGGUGAGCCUGGGGGAGCUGUACGAGACGCGGAGCAGCCAGCUGAGGAAGUACAAGCCGCCCGUGAAGCUGGACGCCCUCUGGCACAUGCCUCACUUCCAGAAGGUGGGCCGGCACCUCGACACCUUCCCCACCGAGGCCGACCGCCAGAGAGCCUUGAAGGCGCACCGGGAGGAGGUGGCCGUGCGCCGGGGGACCCUGCGGUUGGGCAACUACACGCACCCCUAGCCGCCCGCGGAGGAAAGCCCCGGAAGGACUCUGGUCUCGCCCACCCUGUUUUCUCGUGGGCUCUGCUGCUGCAGGGCCUCGGAGGCAGGUCUUCCGUUAGUUAUUUUUGCUAAGACCCCCCCCCCCCCCCCCGCUCCCGCUUAGUUAGGCAACACUCGCUCGCCUUCGCCCAGCCUUCGCCCAGCGCCCCUCGCCCCGGGGGCCCGCCCACCGCCCUCUGGCAGGCCGCCGCCCCCUCUCACCCUCACCGCCCGCGCAGACCCAAUCGCAGGCCGAGUCCGCAGGCUGUGCCCGCAUCAGGGACACGUGCUCUAAGGCCCUCGUUAGACGCAAACACGAGUUCCAGCUGCUCCCCCGGGCGCCUGAGGCCCUCCACCUGCGGCAGGAGGGCCCCUCGCUCCUCGGGGCCUGCUCCCCCCGCCUUCUCCCCAGACCGACCCUGAGGGUGGACCUCAGAGAGCGAGCUGGAGGGCACAGAGGAAGGAAUCCUCAGCCAACCCCGCGGCUCCGGCCCCCAUC
Molecule: messenger RNA, 1422 nt
Organism: Pipistrellus kuhlii (Kuhl's pipistrelle)
Lineage: Eukaryota; Metazoa; Chordata; Mammalia; Chiroptera; Vespertilionidae
Gene: CFAP77
Product: cilia and flagella associated protein 77
Exons: 6
Coding region: 55-903 (282 amino acids)
Source: RefSeq, a predicted model, not a curated record